AUGAAGGAUCCUACGCAAUCACUAGAGACAUUCCAUAUACCCGUCGAUGAAGUUGAAGCCAGGAUUAAGAGUGCAUCAGAUCAACUCGAUAGUUUUGUACGGACCCGAGCAGCAGCCUUUGCAAGUAGUUCCUCAGAAGCACAGCAGCAAUCACAACGACAUGCAGAACGCGUCGAAGAGCAAAAGGCGACUAUCGCAAAAUACAAGGAACAGCUUAGUCAGUUGUCACAACCAUCGCGUGUCGAAGAAUUAUCAAAGAGAAGAUCAGAGAUUGAUGCCUUACAGCAAACAUACAGCACUGAACAAGGAAAAGAGGCCGUUAUCCAUCGUGAGCGUGAUAAAGUAUAUGAGCUGAUACAAGAGAAGAAGAAAGAAGCACAAAGGGAGCCUUCCUUGGAUCAAGUACGAUCAUCAUGCCAAUCUGAGCUUGAGUUUGUAUCCGAGAACCUAAAGUUAAGGAUGAGAGGAAAAGGAGGUAACAAGGUCAAGUUUACAUUCACUUGCAUCAAUGAACGUGAUCACCACCGUAAAUAUUCCUUUAUAUUGCAUUUACCGCCACAUGAGCCAUUUUCAGUCUUGGAAUGUGUGCCUGAAGUACCUGGUCUAUCCCACAUUUUGUCAGGGCUCAACGCUGAUAGGAAUAUAUAUACAUUUAUUACUCGGAUGAGAGCUGCCUUUGUAGAUUUAUCUAGUAAAGAAGAGGAUGACAAAAUAUAA
Molecule: messenger RNA, 717 nt
Organism: Lichtheimia ornata
Lineage: Eukaryota; Fungi; Mucoromycota; Mucoromycetes; Mucorales; Lichtheimiaceae
Exons: 6
Coding region: 1-717 (238 amino acids)
Biological process (GO): chromosome segregation
Cellular component (GO): Ndc80 complex
Source: RefSeq, a predicted model, not a curated record